Strongyloides ratti is the source of this 528-nucleotide messenger RNA. RefSeq names its product Mediator complex, subunit Med11 family-containing protein. The record is from RefSeq and is a predicted model, not a curated record. Gene Ontology annotation, biological process: regulation of transcription by RNA polymerase II. NCBI's taxonomy places the organism in Eukaryota, Metazoa, Nematoda, Chromadorea, Rhabditida, Strongyloididae. Gene Ontology annotation, cellular component: mediator complex. Gene Ontology annotation, molecular function: transcription coregulator activity. The transcript has a single exon. The coding region runs from base 1 to 528 and encodes 175 amino acids.
AUGAAUACCAACCAACUGUAUGGACAACCAGGAUUUCAUUCAGCAGUUUCACCUCAAGAUAUUAAUCACCAAUCCAGGCAACACCACCAACAAUCACAAUCAGUUUCAAAUAUGCCAAAGUUAAAUUCUAUCAUACACCAGGCACCUCCAAAACCACCAGUUGAAGCUGACUACUCAAUUUCCAAUCGCUUAGCAAAUAUAGAUGUUGUUGAACAAAAGAUAACUGAACUAAUAAAAUACACAAAAAUAUGUUUGCAGGAGUUAUCAAGAGAUAAACAAAUAACAAAAAAUAAGAUGGAAGAGGCUUCACAAAAUUUUCGAAAAUGUUUAAAUUCUAUAGAUGUUGAUUUAUCACAACAAUUAGACUAUUUAUCUAAAGUUUGUGUUGGUGUUGAUCAUCAAGGAUCAACAUUUUCUAGUGAAGCUAAUAUUAGAAUUGCCAAACAAUCAGAAAUGUUAAUGGAAAAUGAGCUUAAAAAAGUUUAUGAAAAUUUUUUUGUUAAUUACAAAGAUGAUGAUCCUCUUUAA